This is a messenger RNA of Recurvomyces mirabilis, 1371 nucleotides long. RefSeq lists its product as uncharacterized. Bases 1 to 1371 code for a protein of 456 amino acids. Lineage: Eukaryota; Fungi; Ascomycota; Dothideomycetes; Mycosphaerellales; Teratosphaeriaceae. Gene Ontology annotation, cellular component: membrane. The record is from RefSeq and is a predicted model, not a curated record. The transcript has 4 exons. Gene Ontology annotation, molecular function: transmembrane transporter activity. Gene Ontology annotation, biological process: transmembrane transport.
AUGGCCACCUCCUCUCCCAACCACGCACAAGCUCCCGCACUCAUUGAGUUGCACACCACAGGAUCCCACGAACUCGGCAACUCAUUGAGCGACCCGAACACGGAUGUAAACCCCGGGCAUAGCACUGCCUCUGCAGCUAUUCCACUGGAGCUGACUUUCGCACGCAAGCUCAAGCUCAUCAGUGCCCUGCUCUGCUUCUUCAAUUGUGGUGUCAACGAUGGGAGCCUCGGCGCCCUCAUUCCGUACAUUCUCAGGACGUACAACAUAUCUACGGGAUGGAUGGCUAUACCCUACGGCGUUACCUUUCUUGGGUGGCUGAUUGCAGCCUUCUUGGGCGGGUAUGGACGUAUCGUCCUUGGCAGUGGCGGCAUGAUCAUAUUUGGAGGAGCAGUACAGCUACUUGCACAGUGCUUUCGACCAUGGGUCCCGCCUUUCAGUCUUUUUUCCGUUACGUUCUUCCUUGUCGCUCUCGGUCAAGCGAGUCAGGAACCUCAAUGCAAUACCUUCGUUUCGAGGUUGAAGAAUGCACACCGCUGGCUUGGUCUGCUACACGGCUGCUAUGCGAUAGGUGGGUUGACUGGUCCUCUCGUAGCGGCAGCCAUUGCAUCGCAUUCGCCCGCUGACUGGGCGUACUUCUACCUCGUGCCAAUGGGAUUCGGUGUGGUGAACCUUGGUCUAUCUUGCUACACAUUCCGAGACGAGACCACAUACUAUCAGAAGCGAGGCCCUCGCCCGAGCAAUGCAGGGUCCUCAUCAUCACAGCGUCGGUCAGCCGCUGCGCUGGUAGAGUUCAAAGCGACUAUCAAGCAAAAGAGUGUAUGGUUGCUCAGCAUCUUCUUCUUCCUGUACCUAGGCGCCGCAAUCACAGCAGGAGGCUGGGUGGUAGAGUAUCUUGCCACGGUCCGUCAUGGCUCUCUAUCCAGAGUGGGCUUCAUAUCGGCAGCGUUCUACGGAGGGCUCGCCGCUGGUCGUUUUGCACUCGCUGAGCCAACCUUUCGAUUCGGCGAGAAGAGGAUGUUUCUGGUCUACGCGAUUAUGUCGUUGGUUCUGCAAAUUAUUUUUUGGAGGGUGCCAAACGUGAUAGUAGACUCGACACAGGUCAUGAUCAGCUUGAUGGGAUUUCUACUUGGCCCGGCAUUUGCCACAGGUAUAAGCGUUGGAUCAAAGCUCAUUCCUGUUGAACUCCAACCAUCUGGUCUCGCUAUGAUCUUCGUCAUGGCACAAGCUGGCGGGGCUAUAUUUCCGGCCAUCACUGGUGUAAUCGCUGACAGCGCCGGGGUCAGUACUCUGCAGCCGAUCCUGGUCGGCCUACUUUUUGCAAUGGCCAUCAGUUGGAUGCUCGUGCCUGAUCCCAAGAAAUUGCUCAUCUAA